Messenger RNA from Drosophila willistoni, 1264 nucleotides. RefSeq names its product nestin-like. NCBI's taxonomy places the organism in Eukaryota, Metazoa, Arthropoda, Insecta, Diptera, Drosophilidae. The coding region runs from base 59 to 1198 and encodes 379 amino acids. The record is from RefSeq and is a predicted model, not a curated record. The transcript has 2 exons.
CCAGGAAAAGACGACAAGGACUCUGACGAGGUAGAGAUUCCAGAAAAUAACGAUUCCAAUGAGCAAGGUCCUGGAAAUAACGAAUCUGAUGAUGAAGGAAAGCCUGGAAACAGCAACUCUGGUGAACAGGGAAAGCCUGGAAACAGCAACUCUGGUGAACAAGGAAAGCCUGGAAAUAGCAACUCUGGUGAACAGGGAAAGCCUGGAAACAGCAACUCUGGUGAACAAGGAAAGCCAGGAAACAGCGAAUCUGGUGAACAAGGAAAGCCUGGAAACAGCAACUCUGGUGAACAGGGAAAGCCAGGAAACAGCGAAUCUGGUGAACAAGGAAAGCCUGGAAACAGCAACUCUGGUGAACAAGGAAAGCCUGGAAAUAGCAACUCUGGUGAACAGGGAAAGCCUGGAAACAGCAACUCUGGUGAACAGGGAAAGCCUGGAAAUAGCAACUCUGGUGAACAGGGAAAGCCAGGAAACAGCGAAUCUGGUGAACAAGGAAAGCCAGGAAACAGCAACUCUGGUGAACAAGGAAAGCCUGGAAACAGCGAGUCUGGUGACGGUCAACAAGGAAAGCCAGGAAACAGCAACUCUGGUGAACAAGGAAAGCCAGGAAACAGCGAAUCUGGUGAACAAGGAAAGCCAGGAAACAGCGAGUCUGGUGACCAAGGCAAACCUGGAAACAGCGAGUCUGGUGACGGUCAACAAGGAAAGCCUGGAAACAACAACUCUGGUGAACAGGGAAAGCCUGGAAACAACAACUCUGGUGAACAGGGAAAGCCUGGAAACAGCAACUCCGGUGAACAGGGAAAGCCUGGAAACAGCAACUCUGGUGAACAGGGAAAGCCUGGAAACAAAAAGUUUGGUAAACAAGGCAAGCAUGGAAAGAACAACUCUGUUGAGCAAGGCCGUCCUGGAAACAACAACUCUGGCGAGCAAGGCCGCCCUGGAAAUAACUCUGGCGAGCAAGAAAAACCAGGAAACAGCGAUUCUGGAGAGCAAGGCCGUCCUGGAAACAACGAAUCCGAUGAACAAGGUGAACAAGGAAAGCCAGGAAACAGCAACUCCGGUGAACAAGGAAAACCUGGAAACGAUAAUUCCGGUGAGCAAGGCGACUCCAGCGAACAAAGCCGCCCUGGAAGUGACAAUGCCGGUGAGCAGGGAAACGAUAGCUCUAACAAUAAAGGACAGAAGGCUAAGAUAGUGGAGCUUUUGAGCCAACUGUUGGAGCAGUUUAAGGCAUAAAAUUGAAAAAACAACGACGUGUCCA